AGUGAAUAGUAUCUUUGACCAAAAUAAAAUGUCUAGGGGCAAACAUAAAUUUUCCAAGAGGGCAACACUGCAAAUUUUGCGAUAUCAAAGUAACCUCCACGGACACGGGUUUAAUAAAGCCCGCACGCAUUCUCUCCCUCCUCUCCCUCCCCUCAACGGAGACGGUAAAAAUAUAGAGGUCUGGGAUUAGCCCAUUCUCUUCUUUGAAUCCCUAUCCAUCCCAGUUAUCUGCUCGAGCAACUAUUAAAAAACUACGAAUUGCCGGUCUAGAUCAUCUUUCAGUUCAUCAAUCAGACAGCUUAAGCAUAUUUCACUUUCUGGAAAUGGAUAAAGAAGCACCUUCUAGUCUUUUUGUUAAUGAUGGUUCAUUCAUGGAGAGGUUCAAACAACUUCAGCAAGAGAAUGGAAAGGACCAAGAGAAGGAUAAAGGUGCUGUAGAGAAGGAAUCUAAACCAAAAACAAUCAUUUCAGGGACGCCAAUUCCUAAGCCUUCUACUGGUAAAAUAACUAUGCAAUUAAAGAGUAAUAGUGCAAGCAAGACCCCUCAGCUUCCUACUGGUGGAAAACUUGCAUUCAGCUUGAAACAGAAGUCAAAAAUUGUGGCUCCUCCUGUUAAGUUGGGUGAAGAUGAGGAGGAUGAAGAUGAAACAGAUGCUGGGAGUGUUUCAGUUGAUACAUCAGCAAAACGACAGAAGUUGGGUGAACUGGAUGCCCCUGAAAAAUCAAAACAAGUGGAUGUUGCACCACCUUCCCCAAGUGAUCCUACAGUGAAGAAAGUUGCAGACAAACUGGCAAGUUUUGUUGCCAAAAAUGGAAGGCAAUUUGAGCAUAUCACACGGCAGAAGAACCCAGGGGACACACCAUUUACAUUUCUAUUUGACAAGACUUGCUCAGACUACAAAUACUAUGAGUUUCGGCUUGCUGAAGAGGAGAGGGCUCUUUCACAGACCAAGUAUACUGAAAUCUCUCCUGGUGGUGCUACAAGUUCUUUAGCUUCUAAAUCCACAGGCAGUUCUCAAAGGUUGCAUCAGCAGCAACUAAAUUACCAAAUCCCCACCUCAGCUCUGUAUGACGUCACAGAUGAGCUUGGGGGUCCAUUCACUUCAGCACAAACAGCAUCAGCAGGAAGAACUGCUGCAGGUGAAUCUAGUGCUUCUGGAGGUACAGAUCCCAUAGCAAUGAUGGAAUUCUACAUGAAGAAGGCGGCUCAAGAAGAGAAAAGGAGACAGCCUAAACAGUCAAAAGAUGAAAUGCCCCCACCUUCUUCCCUUCAAGGAGCUCCAUCAAAAAGAGGUCAUCACAUGGGUGACUACAUUCCACAAGAAGAACUUGAGAAAUUCUUGGCUUCCUGUAAUGAUGCAACUGCACAUCGUGCUGCUAAAGAGACAGCUGAAAGGUCAAAAAUCCAGGCUGAUAAUGUUGGGCAUAAACUUCUGUCCAAAAUGGGUUGGAAAGAAGGUGAGGGUCUUGGGAGCUCCAGAAAUGGCAUGGCAGAUCCCAUCAUGGCUGGUAAUGUAAAGAAGGACAACCUGGGUGUUGGUGCUCACCAGCCUGGGGAGGUGACUUCUGAAGAUGAUAUAUAUGAACAGUAUAAGAAGCGAAUGAUGCUUGGUUACCGUUACAGGCCCAAUCCUCUGAACAACCCUCGAAAAGCAUAUUACUGACGAAUCCCACUUGAGCUAGUUGUUUAUCAGGACCUGUAUUUGGAAAAAUAAAUAGGGAUUGGAACUACUUAUCUUAGUUUAUGAAGAAAAGAUUAAAUUUGUAUUCUAUGCUUGGUAUUUUGUGAAAAUUGGUGUUCAAUGACAAGUUAUUCGUUUGUUUUUCA
This is a messenger RNA of Manihot esculenta (cassava), 1828 nucleotides long. Its product is annotated as SURP and G-patch domain-containing protein 1-like protein. Gene Ontology annotation, molecular function: RNA binding. Gene Ontology annotation, cellular component: nucleoplasm. The record is from RefSeq and is a predicted model, not a curated record. The coding region runs from base 324 to 1664 and encodes 446 amino acids. The transcript has 9 exons. Gene Ontology annotation, biological process: RNA processing. NCBI's taxonomy places the organism in Eukaryota, Viridiplantae, Streptophyta, Magnoliopsida, Malpighiales, Euphorbiaceae.